AUGAAACUUGGAAGAUUAAUAAAUAUUUUUCUUUUACAAUCAAUUUCAACUCCUGGUUUCAAUGAAGAAGCUAUAAAAAAUACUAAUGAAUUAUUCGAAAAAUUGGAUAGUUACUGGAAUUUGCUUAAAAAUUCUCAAUCAUGUAAUGAUAAUUGGUUUGAAAUGGACUUGUUACCAUGGAUAAAUAGGUUUAUGACGGAUAAUAUUUCAAUUAUAACAACUGGUGAGCAAGGUUGCUCAAUGGCAUCAUAUUAUAAUACAUUAAACUCUGAGAAAUUUAAACUUGAAA
This is a messenger RNA of Racocetra persica, 289 nucleotides long. Lineage: Eukaryota; Fungi; Glomeromycota; Glomeromycetes; Diversisporales; Gigasporaceae. The record is from the annotation of a GenBank genome assembly.